Ostreococcus lucimarinus CCE9901 is the source of this 549-nucleotide messenger RNA. RefSeq lists its product with no specific name. Lineage: Eukaryota; Viridiplantae; Chlorophyta; Mamiellophyceae; Mamiellales; Bathycoccaceae. The annotation marks the transcript as partial. Gene Ontology annotation, molecular function: rRNA small subunit aminocarboxypropyltransferase activity. The transcript has a single exon. Gene Ontology annotation, biological process: maturation of SSU-rRNA. The record is from RefSeq and is a predicted model, not a curated record.
CCGACGCGGUUCCCGGUGCCGCUGGCGAUGUGGGACCUGGCGCAGUGCGAUCCGAAGCGGUGCAGCGGAAGGAAGCUGGCGAGGCUCGGGUGCCUGCGCGAGCUGCGCGUGCAGCAGCGGUGGGCGGGCGUGGCGCUGACGCCGAACGCGACGGAGACGAUCUCGCCGAAAGAUUACGAGGUUUUGAACGCAAACGGGUUGGCGGUCGUGGAUUGUUCGUGGAAUCGAUUGGAUGACGUGCCGUUUCAGCGAUUGCACAGCGCGGCGCCGAGACUGUUGCCUUGGUUGGUGGCGGCGAAUCCGGUGAAUUACGGCAAGCCGUGUAAGCUGACGUGCGCCGAGGCGCUGGCGGGCGGACUGUACAUCGCGGGGUAUCGCGAUGCCGCGGAAGCGCUGAUGAAUAAGUUCAAAUGGGGACACGGAUUCAUUUCUCUCAAUCGCGAGCUGUUGGAGUCGUACAUGCAGUGCCGCACGAGCGAGGAAGUCAUCGAGACGCAAAACAAGUGGUUAACGCUCGGGGGACCGGAGGCGGCGCCGAGACGGGACAUG